AUAAAUUGAAACAAUUAUGGUUGAAUGGGCUCCUGUCAAAUAGGCGAUAACCACUUUUGGCUAGGUUAUUUAAUAAAUUUUGAAGUGACAGCUUGCCGGGAAGGAGUCAACAUGUUAAGGGUUUACAGGCAGAGUAAUUUGGCUAUUUCCAACCUCGUGAGAUUAUAUGCGACGGAAGUACCAAAAAAUAUAUUAGCAGAAGAGCAAACAGGACAUUUGCAGCAAGAAAAUGGUGCGAUAUAUGACAAAAAGCCGUUCAAAAUUGACUUAGAAGGAGGUAAAAAAUAUUCAUGGUGCUUAUGUGGAAAAUCUAAAGGACAACCUCUAUGCGAUGGAACGCACAAAAAUGUUCACCUGAAAAUUAAAUUAAGGCCUGUGCGAUUUGCUGUCGAAAAAAGUGGCUCCUACUGGCUUUGCAACUGUAAGCAGACGAAAAACCGACCCUUUUGCGAUGGAACUCAUAAACAACCUCACGUUCAGCAAGCUGUCAAAUAAG
Molecule: messenger RNA, 496 nt
Organism: Hermetia illucens (black soldier fly)
Lineage: Eukaryota; Metazoa; Arthropoda; Insecta; Diptera; Stratiomyidae
Product: CDGSH iron-sulfur domain-containing protein 3, mitochondrial
Exons: 4
Coding region: 25-495 (156 amino acids)
Cellular component (GO): intracellular membrane-bounded organelle
Molecular function (GO): 2 iron, 2 sulfur cluster binding
Source: RefSeq, a predicted model, not a curated record